CGUCAUUGUACUCAGCCUGUGCGACAGAGUGAGCCUCUGGGGGGAAAGAAAAAGAAAAAAAGGACUAAUUAUUCAGAGGAUUUAGGGCUUGCUCUGAUAUUUCACUACUGAAACUUAGAUGGUGGUGAUUUCAUCAUACUGAUGAAAUGGAACAAAGACAAAGUCUUCCCUGGUCUUUGUGCCCUCCCCUCUUUCUUGUAUUUAAAUAUUGCAAGUUGUGUUGUUAGCCCUAAACUGAACCUGUUUCUUGGUGUUAUUCUUGGUCUUCCAGAGGAUGCUGUGAGUCUAAUAUGGUAGUUUGCAUGUAUCUUCUUUAGCAGAGGACCAAACUUUCAUCUAAACAGUCUAAAAUGUAUGGAUAUUCACAACCGACAGUUUUGUGAAGUCUCCUUCCUGGCCGAACCACAGGCCAGAGUGGAGUCACAGGACUAACUUGCAUAUACUGUAUUUUAUGGAAUAUUUCCCGCAUGAUCAGGAAGUAAUGGUAACAGCCUUUUCUUUUUUCUUAAAAUUUAAAUACCUGUUUCUCUUUAGUUGACUAGAAGAGGUGCAAGCAGUGGAGAUGGGAAACGGGCAGAUAGUGUUUAUUACCGCUGAUGCCUGCGUGCGUGCACUCUCCGUGUUCGAGUGACGGAAUGCGGGUGUUUAGGAAAACCACUAAUCAUAAUGAUUCUGAAACUUCAUUUCUGGCCAGCUGUGUAUGUCUUGGGGUUUCUACUUUUCUUACUAACCUUGCUGAGAAUUAGCAUACAUCAGAAUAUCUGCCUCACGGCCUCCUUUCCAGUUCUCUAAUUGGGUGCUGUUGAUCAUUGAAGGAGCCAAAAGAUAUGUCCCAAUAGAAGGAAGAGGAAAAAAGCCAAAUAGUCAUCCCCUGAAUGUCCUUUAAUUGACUCUGUAUGACUUAUGCUGCAGCGGGGAUGCAUGCCAAACGCUUGCUCACUGUUAGCAGGAACACGAGGCACUGGAGAGCACUAAGUAAGGAUCUGCUCGGGACGCACACCCUCGGAACGAUUGGGGAGCGACUCUUUUCUACCCUCUGUGUUCUCUAGGGAAUUGUAUAUUGAGGUUAGCCCACCGCUUCUUUCCCAGUGCCACGGGAUUCUCAGAUGGCCUCCUGUCUGCUGAGCCAUAGGAGCUAGGUCUGUAAUCUUAAGAGCCAGACUUGUUUUUAGCCACAGUUUCAGCAUCUAUUAAGUGGGAGAAUUGUAGCGGAGCAUCUGUGAGACACUAUGUAUAAUUCUGCUUUUAAAAUGGUGGAUACCAGCUAGUCCCUAAGGAAGACCACCAUCUACCUCCCUGGGAGAUUAUAUUAUAUAUAUAAUUGUGUGUGUGUGUGUGUGUGUGUGUGUAUUUAUGUUUACAUAUUUUUUUAUGUAAAAAGUUCUGGCAUGUACAUAAGCUUUAAUGAUUUAGGAAACAAGAGUUGGCCAUUGUGGAGAGAAUUCCAAAUGGGCCUUAAGUGGUUGAUAGCCUGGGUGACUUCACUCCUGAGCAAAGUUGACAUCUACCUUCAGUGUAAAUAAGUUACUGUGUGUGAAGCGUUAGAAUCCAGAAGGGCCUCAUUAGAUGGUUCAACAACUAGGAAACAACACACUGAAAGUAUUAGUAAGGCAUGUUUCCAGUUCCUUUGGAUGCAUCUGAGGAAAACGUUCAGUGCCAUGUGAGCUUGGCCACCAUCUUCCUCCCCUUGGAAGGGCAUGACAGAAGCGUGGGGUAGUGUUGAGAGCAUAUGUUAUGGACAUUAUCAUUGCCAGUUGAAGUUCAAAGGCUUCAAGGGAAUUGACUUUAAAAAUCAAAAAGCUAUGACAUAUGAAAGGAGAUGUGUACUCCAGUUGUCUGAGGCCAGGGAGCUGGCCAGCCCUCAGUUGGACUCCUGCCUUUUUCACCCCUCCCAGCAGCUGCCAGGCCACAGAGCCGGUUCUGUGAAAGAUCCUUAAGAAACAAUGAGAGAAAACAGCUUCUGUUUGAUUAGAUUAGAUCAAUUUAUGUGCCUUGAGGAGGGGCCUGUGCAGGGCAGGGGGAGGGGUGCCCCCAUGUUGUUGGUGGGGGCAGUCGUCGCCCAUGUGGUCACUUCGUACGUAAUGAGGCUCGGUUGAAGCUGGAAUCCGAGGAAGGGGGAGGGCAGGCUGGAGGAGGAGCAUGUGGAAAGAGAUUUCUGCAGUCUGUCUGGAGAGCUGCCCAGGUUUCCCAGCCAAAAAAACAAAUAAAAAUAAAUAAAAGGCAAGUGCUGAAUGACACAGAUUAUGAUAUUAAAAAGGGAUGCCAUUGAAACUGUGCCUUGGAGCCUGCUGUCCUUGGGGGUGGGGUGUGCUUGGCAGUGGGGUGGGGGCAUCUGACCGGCUGGGGACACAAAAGUGUGCAGAAUUAAACUGUGAAUGUCCCCCUCCCCCCCCAUAUGUCAGAAAUUCUAUACUUCAGAUUUGUCUGCAUUGCAGGUUGGGGAAAUGGCUGGAUGAAAAGCUAGUGGCUCUUUUCCUUUCUCUUAUUUUAAUUUAUCGGGGUGGGGGGAGCCAGCCGGAGACCCCUCCUCUUCGGUGUUCGAUUCCCUCCCAUGCACAUAAAUAACCUUCUCUCCUGGCUGCCUCCCCUCCCCCUCGGCCCCAUUGCUGUUCUGGCUGUCCUAUUGCCGCGCGGAAUCUGCACUGCCGCUUGCUUAUUACGUACAGGGGAGGAUUGUUGACAAGUGCUCCGGAACCUGCCUCACUGCGCUCUUCCUCCCUCCCUCCCUCUGUCCUUCUUCCUCUCUGUCUCUCUGCAAUGAUCCGGCUCUGAGGAUGGCUGCUCCACGGGUCUGUCAGGUGCAGUUUUUGAUGGCUUAUCUUGAGGAACCUGGGAUAGAAGGGCUCCUUGGUAAUGACCAGUCUAAGGGAUUAGGACCAGCAUCAGAACAGUCAGAGAAUGAGAAGGACGAUGCAUCCCAAGUGUCCUCCACUAGCAACGAUGUUAGUUCUUCAGAUUUUGAAGAAGGGCCGUCGAGGAAAAGGCCCAGGCUGCAAGCACAAAGGAAGUUUGCUCAAUCUCAGCCGAAUAGUCCCAGCACAACUCCUGUAAAGAUAGUGGAGCCAUUGCUACCCCCUCCAGCUACUCAGAUAUCAGACCUCUCUAAAAGGAAGCCUAAGACAGAAGAUUUUCUUACCUUUCUCUGCCUUCGAGGUUCUCCUGCGCUGCCCAACAGCAUGGUGUAUUUUGGAAGUUCUCAGGAUGAGGAGGAUGUCGAGGAGGAAGAUGAUGAGACCGAAGAUGUCAAAACAGCCACCAACAAUGCUUCAUCUUCAUGCCAGUCAACUCCCAGGAAAGGAAAAACCCACAAACAUGUUCACAACGGGCAUGUUUUCAAUGGUUCCAGCAGGUCAACACGGGAGAAGGAACCUGUUCAAAAACACAAAAGCAAAGAAGCCACUCCCGCGAAGGAGAAGCACAGCGACCACCGGGCUGACAGCCGCCGGGAGCCGGCUUCGGUGAACCACCCCGCAGCGACCCCCCCCACGGGUUCCUCGGCCAAGGGGCCUGCUGCCAACCACCACCACCCCUCUCUGCAUCGGUCGGCUCAGGACUUACGGAAGCAGGUCUCUAAGGUAAACGGAGUCACUCGAAUGUCAUCUCUGGGUGCAGGUGCAACCAGUGCCAAAAAGAUGCGCGAGGUCAGACCUUCACCAUCCAAAACUGUGAAGUACACUGCCACGGUGACGAAGGGGGCUGUCACAUACACCAAAGCCAAGAGAGAACUGGUCAAGGACACCAAACCCAAUCACCACAAGCCCAGUUCCGCUGUCAACCACACAAUCUCAGGGAAAACUGAAAGUAGCAAUGCAAAAACCCGCAAACAGGUGCUAUCCCUCGGGGGGGCGUCCAAGUCCACCGGGCCUGCCGUCAAUGGCCUCAAGGUCAGUGGCAGGUUGAACCCAAAGUCAUGCACUAAGGAGGUGGGGGGGCGGCAGCUGCGGGAGGGGCUGCGGAACUCCAAGAGGAGACUGGAAGAGGCACAGCAGGCGGAGAAGCCGCAGUCGCCCCCCAAGAAGAUGAAAGGGGCGGCUGGCCCCGCCGAAGGCCCUGGCAAGAAGGCCCCGGCCGAGAAAGGUCUGCUGAACGGACACGUGAAGAAGGAAGUGCCCGAGCGCAGCCUGGAGAGAAACCGGCCGAAGCGGGCCACGGCCGGGAAGAGCACGCCAGGCAGACAAGCACACGGCAAGGCGGACGGCGCCUCCUGUGAAAAUCGUUCUACCUCGCAACCGGAGUCCGUGCCCAAGCAGCACGACUCGGGCAAGGCCGAGAAGGGCGGCGGCAAGGCCGGGUGGGCGGCCAUGGACGAGAUCCCCGUCCUCAGGCCCUCCGCCAAGGAGUUCCACGACCCGCUCAUCUACAUCGAGUCGGUCCGCGCUCAGGUGGAGAAGUUCGGGAUGUGCAGGGUGAUCCCCCCUCCGGACUGGCGGCCCGAGUGCAAGCUCAACGACGAGAUGCGGUUCGUCACGCAGAUUCAGCACAUCCACAAGCUGGGCCGGCGCUGGGGCCCCAACGUGCAGCGGCUGGCCUGCAUCAAGAAGCACCUCAAAUCUCAGGGCAUCACCAUGGACGAGCUCCCGCUCAUAGGGGGCUGCGAGCUCGACCUGGCCUGCUUUUUCCGGCUAAUUAAUGAGAUGGGCGGCAUGCAGCAAGUGACUGACCUCAAAAAAUGGAACAAACUAGCAGACAUGCUGCGCAUCCCCAGAACUGCCCAGGACCGGCUGGCCAAGCUGCAGGAAGCCUACUGCCAGUACCUGCUGUCCUACGACUCCCUGUCUCCCGAGGAGCACCGGCGGCUGGAGAAGGAGGUGCUGAUGGAGAAGGAGAUCCUGGAGAAGCGCAAGGGGCCGCUGGAAGGCCACACAGAGAAUGACCACCACAAGUUCCACCCCCUGCCCCGCUUCGAGCCCAAGAAUGGGCUCAUCCACGGCGUGGCCCCCAGGAACGGCUUCCGCAGCAAGCUCAAAGAGGUGGGCCAGGCCCAGCUGAAGACCGGCCGGCGGCGACUCUUCGCUCAGGAAAAAGAAGUGGUCAAGGAGGAGGAGGAGGACAAAGGCGUCCUCAAUGACUUCCACAAGUGCAUAUAUAAGGGAAGGUCUGUUUCUCUAACAACUUUUUAUCGAACAGCGAGGAAUAUCAUGAGCAUGUGCUUCAGCAAGGAGCCUGCCCCAGCCGAAAUUGAGCAAGAGUACUGGCGGCUGGUGGAAGAGAAGGACUGCCACGUGGCUGUGCACUGUGGCAAGGUGGACACCAACACUCACGGCAGUGGAUUCCCAGUGGGAAAAUCAGAGCCCUUUUCAAGGCACGGAUGGAACCUCACCGUCCUCCCCAAUAACACAGGGUCCAUCCUGCGUCACCUCGGUGCUGUGCCUGGAGUGACUAUUCCCUGGCUAAAUAUUGGCAUGGUCUUUUCUACCUCAUGCUGGUCUCGAGACCAAAAUCACCUUCCAUACAUCGACUACUUACACACUGGUGCUGACUGCAUUUGGUAUUGCAUUCCUGCUGAGGAGGAGAACAAGCUGGAGGAUGUGGUCCACACCCUGCUGCAAGCCAACGGCACCCCAGGCCUGCAGAUGCUGGAAAGCAACGUCAUGAUCUCCCCGGAGGUGCUGUGCAAAGAGGGGAUCAAGGUGCACAGGACGGUGCAGCAGAGCGGCCAGUUCGUCGUCUGCUUCCCGGGAUCCUUUGUGUCCAAAGUGUGCUGUGGCUACAGCGUGUCUGAAACUGUGCACUUUGCUACCACCCAGUGGACAAGUAUGGGCUUUGAGACCGCCAAGGAAAUGAAGCGUCGCCAUAUAGCUAAGCCAUUCUCCAUGGAGAAGUUACUCUACCAGAUUGCACAAGCAGAAGCAAAAAAAGAAAAUGGCCCCACCCUCAGCACCAUCUCUGCCCUUCUGGAUGAACUCAGGGAUACGGAGCUGCGGCAGCGCAGGCAGCUGUUCGAGGCUGGCCUCCACUCCUCCGCGCGCUACGGCAGCCAUGACGGCAGCAGCACGGUGGCGGACGGGAAGAAAAAGCCUCGAAAGUGGCUGCAGUUGGAGACGUCGGAGAGGAGGUGUCAGAUCUGCCAGCACCUGUGCUACCUGUCCAUGGUGGUACAAGAGAACGAAAACGUCGUGUUCUGUCUGGAGUGUGCUCUGCGUCACGUGGAGAAGCAGAAGUCCUGCCGCGGGCUGAAGCUCAUGUACCGCUACGACGAGGAACAGAUUAUCAGUCUGGUCAAUCAGAUCUGCGGCAAAGUGUCUGGUAAAAAUGGCAGCAUUGAGAACUGUCUCAGUAAACCCACACCAAAAAGAGGCCCCCGCAAGAGAGCCACAGUGGACGUGCCCCCCUCCCGGCUGUCAGCCUCCGGUUCAUCCAAAAGUGCUUCAAGCUCAUCAUGAAGAUGCCAACGCCCGUGGUCGAUUUAUAUAUAUUUUUUUGUAAUUAUUAUAUUCUAGUUUGGAGUACUUGCUGUAGGAUUCAAGCUGUCUUUGCACUAGCUCUAAAGAAGAUUUUCUUCUGGUUUUAGAGAACUAAUUUUGUUUUAGCAUUAAACUGUUGAACUUUUUUUUGUACUUAGAAAACCUAGAUACUGCAGUCAGAUUUUGGAAACUGCCGUAUAGUCACUGUUUUAAAAAUCCUUGAGGGGCUGUAUUAAUUUGUAUUGCCCCUGGCUGACAAAAAGCCUUUUUGUUUUGAUUUUUUUUUUUUUUUUUUUUUUUUUUUGUAACUGUUGGGGGAAAAAAAGGCUUUUUAACCCAUUUUUGAAGAGGGUGAAGUUUGGAGAACAAAUUUAAAAACCAUCAGUCAUGUGAGCAGAUUUUUUAGAAGGGAUAGGAGACACACGCACACACGCACGCACACACACACACACACACAAAACUUGAAAAGAAAUGGCUUUGCUUUGGCUGUCGUUGUCUGCCGUGGCCAGAUGAGCUUGUGAUCUGGGAAGCCGGGGCACCCCCGUUUUGUUUCUCUGGGCGGUUGUGGCAGCUGAAGGCGGACGUUGUUUCCUGACCACAGGCGGAACGAGGAGCCGGGAGCGAGUGGGCUCUCCACCAGCACAUCACUAUGCAUCUGUUCAAGGAAGGAAGGAAGGAAUGCCAGCGAGGAAGACGGAAGAGACUGCCUGCCUUGGAGGGGUCACGUGAGGGAGACCUGUGCCUGAUUUCAUUAGGAAAUCCAUUCUGUUAUUUUUUGGUGCUGUUGGCUACUUUAUCAAAAAACCCUUCAAUAGCAUCCUUAAGAUAUUUAAAAAAAAAAAAAAAAAAAAAAAAGGAAAAAAGUGAUGGAAGCCGUAAGUGCUUCUUGGUCAUCGACGUGCAAUCUUCUAACAUUCCAUCGCCAUCUCACCGCUUCUUGUUUGACACCUUCACAAGUCAGCAUUAAUCUUUCUUUUUAAAUUUGUUUCCUUUAUGAUCACCUAUAGAGAGCCACUAGGAGGCCUGCAGUUCUUUUUGAAUGUGAAAAUGCAUUUGCGCUCAUCUUGUCUAUUUUUUCUCUUCAUGUUGUAACAAAAAGGAAAAAAAAAAAAAAAAAUCCCAUCCCUUUUGUACAUACGCCUGUAAAUUGUUUUAAAUACUUGAGCCUUUUUCUCGGUGGGGGGUGGGGAGGGGGGUGAGAAGACAAGAUGAAGAAAAGCCUUACAUUUCAGUUUCUUCAUCGGUUGGAGUGGAUGCUUACAGGGUUUUUCUUGUAACAUUUAUAAGUGCUGCUUACAUCACUGAACAACAACAACAAAAUAAUAAUGGAGUAGCUGUUGCCCUUCUCCGGUUGUGUGUACAGUAUGUGUGGAAUAAAAAAGGGAAACUGUUUUCACAAGCUGUUCUUUGUUUCAUAAUUGGAUUCAUCAAUCCCGUAGCUACCCAUGUUGCACUGAGCUUGCCAGUGGUGACUGCCAGGAGCGUCCUAUGAUCCACUUUGUUGGUUGUUGUUGCAGAAGACUGAACUGUUUUGGAAUAUUUAACAAUUACAGAAACAGAGUCAAGUGUUUUCCAAUGUGGUUGUCCGGUUUCUAUGGCCUUGCUGUGUACUUUCCCUCUUUUUGACAGUAAACUUCUGCCUAUGGCUUA
Messenger RNA from Sapajus apella (tufted capuchin), 8054 nucleotides. It is a transcript of the gene JARID2, whose product is annotated as jumonji and AT-rich interaction domain containing 2. Lineage: Eukaryota; Metazoa; Chordata; Mammalia; Primates; Cebidae. The record is from RefSeq and is a predicted model, not a curated record. Bases 2775 to 6383 code for a protein of 1202 amino acids. The transcript is spliced from 17 exons. Gene Ontology annotation, biological process: chromatin remodeling. Gene Ontology annotation, molecular function: histone demethylase activity; DNA binding. Gene Ontology annotation, cellular component: nucleus.